AUGAGAUACAAAAAAGAUUAAAUUUAUUAAGACCUAAAUUACCAUAAUUGGUAAAAAAUUGAUAAACUUGAAAAUUAAAAUGUUGAAUAUAGAGUUAUUGCUGAUAGAAUUCCAUUUCUUGAAGAAAAAUUAUAAGAUAUGAGAUCUAAAAUUAGUGCUUAUGAAACUCUGAUUAUAUUUAAAGAUUCUCCUGAUGUCGAAUUAAGAAAACAUUUUUUUGCUUUGAGUUAAGAGUUAGAAUAAUUAAAAAGCAAUCAACAUAUUGAUAACUAUAAAGAGGAAAAUCAAACUAAAUUUAAUACCAAUCAAUCACUAAAUUCAUUUAAUAAUUAUCAUAAGUUGAAAGUGAUUCUGAAAAUACAGAUAAUGAUAAAUAUUUGUAAGUUUUUAAUUUAUUUAUUUAGUUGAGAUGUUUGAGCAAACUUAAAAGUCAAUUAAAGAUAUCAUUUGA
Molecule: messenger RNA, 451 nt
Organism: Paramecium sonneborni
Lineage: Eukaryota; Ciliophora; Oligohymenophorea; Peniculida; Parameciidae
Source: the annotation of a GenBank genome assembly